ACACACAUAUACAUCUCUAUAUAUACAAAUAUGCCAAUAAUCUCUUUCCAUUAUACGAAACCAUUCUAUCAAAUAUAUUCAAAAAGAAAAAGGAAAAAAAAAAACUCAGAAACAUCUCCAAAACUGAUAUCACAGUCACUCUUUGAUUACAAUGAGCAACUCAAAAUCAUACUGGAGAAAGCAAAGAUGGGGAACGCCGCCACAAGCCCUAACACCGUUAAUGGAAGGACCAGAUCCAGACAUGCAAGACGAAAGAACCAAGAAGGAGAGCUCAUGGGAAGCGAUUAGAGAAUGGUUUAAGGUUCAUAAGGGCAUUUCUGGAAACAUGUCAUCUCCUUCGGUCCAACCUCUUUGCAACAGCUACGACGUGCCGGCUAAGGGACAAGACUUGAGGCUCUUGCUCGGUGUCUUGGGUUGUCCUCUUGCUCCAAUCUCCGUUCUCGUCUCCGACCUAUUUCCCGAUGAUCCUCUUCUUGGUUCUUUCCAAAUCAAGAAUGUCCCAUUUGAGACGUCGACGGCGCAUUAUAUAAUACAACAAUACUUAGCGGCGACGGGAUGUCUAAAGAGAGCGAAGGCAGCGAAGAACAUGUACGUGACGGGAAUAAUGAAAAUGAGUUGCUGUGAGACGGAGAUAGCCGCCGGAAAAAGCGUGAAGACACUAGGCGGCGGUGGAAACGGUCGGAGCGGAGAUAGUGGUUGCUUCGUAUUGUGGCAGAUGCAGCCUGGAAUGUGGUCUCUGGAGCUUGUUCUCGGUGGCACUAAACUCAUAUCAGGCUCCGACGGUAAGACGGUUUGGCGCCAUACGCCAUGGCUGGGUACUCACGCAGCUAAAGGCCCUCAACGGCCACUUCGACGUCUAAUCCAGGGUUUGGACCCGAAGACCACAGCAAGCCUAUUCGCAAAGGCCCAAUGUUUAGGGGAGCGAAGAAUCGGCGACGAUGACUGUUUCGUGCUCAAAGUCUCCGCCGACCGUGACUCGUUGAUUGAACGGAACGACGCCGGAGCUCCGGCGGAGGUUAUACGCCACGCGCUGUACGGAUAUUUCUGUCAAAAGAGCGGUCUCUUGGUGUAUUUAGAGGAUUCGCACCUCACUAGGGUUGUGACGAUCUCGCCUGAGGACGAGGCGGUUUACUGGGAGACGACGAUCGGAACUAGCAUCGGGGAUUACCGUGACGUUGACGGAGUAGCCGUGGCCCAUUGCGGACGCGCAGUGGCGACGGUGUUCCGAUUCGGGGAGACGUCGUUGCAGUAUAGCAGGACGAGGAUGGAGGAGAUUUGGAGGAUCGACGACGUCGUUUUCGAUGUGCCUGGCCUCUCUUUGGACUCCUUUAUUCCUCCCGCCGAUAUUUUUGAAGAUGCUAAUAACAACAACAAUCCUACUCAUGUUUACAGUACUGUUAAUUCUCGAUAAUUAUGAUGUGAAAUUAAUAUUGGUGGGUUAAUUAGUUGAUCGUAUAUGUACAUGUUUCUUUUAUUCUAAGAAAAAAUUCUAAAA
This is a messenger RNA of Capsella rubella, 1495 nucleotides long. RefSeq lists its product as uncharacterized. The transcript has 3 exons. Bases 152 to 1411 code for a protein of 419 amino acids. Lineage: Eukaryota; Viridiplantae; Streptophyta; Magnoliopsida; Brassicales; Brassicaceae. The record is from RefSeq and is a predicted model, not a curated record.